UGGAGAGCAGUCAGAUCUUAUGUCCUAAAUCAUCCAAUAAUUACGACAACCUUUAAUGGUACCCUAUUGAUUAAUAGAGCAUUGUAAUCAUUGUGCUCUAUAUAAAUCAAUGAAAACCAUCACAACAGUGUAUCUAGAGUUCCCAACAUUAUCUGAUGGCUUCACUAAGCUUGCUUGAAGCUUCCGUAGCCCUCCUUUGUUUUCUCAUCUGCCAUCACUUGCUCUCCAAGAAACCUCAUGACCGGUUCCUCAAAAACUGGCCAGUUCUCGGGAUGCUUCCUGGUUUCCUCAUAGUGCUCCACCGCAUCUACGACUUCAGCGUGGAGGUUCUCGAGCAAACCAACUUAACAUUCCCAUUCAAGGGACCGUGGUUCACUGGAAUGGAUAUAUUAGUCACGGUUGAUCCAGCUAACAUCCACUACAUAUUAAGCUCAAACUUCUCCAACUACACCAAGGGAGCUGACUUCAAAGAAGUCUUUGAUGUCUUCGGAGAAAUGAUCUUUAACUCGGACGGUGACCUGUGGAGGAAUCAAAGAAGAGCUGCUCAGUAUAUGCUUAACCACCAAGGGUUUCAAAAGCUUUCCAUGAGUGCAACAAGAACUAAACUCGACGACGGUCUUGUUCCUCUUUUCGAUCGUUUUUCAAAGGAGGAGAUGGUCGUUGAUUUGCAAAACUUGUUUCAACGUUUCACGUUUGAUACGACUUUUGUUCUUGUAACCGGUUUUGAUCCCAAGACUCUCUCUGUUGAAAUGCCGGAAGACGAGUAUGCUGAAGCUCUUGACGUUCUUGGAGAAGGGAUUUUCUUUAGGCAUGUUAUACCAAAGUUCUUGUGGAAGCUGCAAAAGUGGAUUGGGUUUGGACAAGAGAAGAGGACGAUGGAAGCUGAUGCCACUUUUGAUCGUGUUUCCGCCAAAUACAUAUUAGCUAAGAGACAUGAGGUACUAUCACAAGGUAUUCAUGAUCAACAACAAUCAAAUGGUGAAUGUCAUGAAGAUCUUUUGACGUCUCACAUGAAGCUUGAUACAACUAAGUACGAGCUCUUGAACCCGAGUGAUGAUAAGUUCCUCAGAGACACCAUCUUGGCUUUCAAUCUAGCUGGGAGAGACACAACGGCUUCAGCUCUGUCUUGGUUCUUCUGGCUUUUAUCUGAAAACCCUCGAGUGGUAACCAAGAUUCGCCAAGAGAUCAUUACCAACAUAAGUCUUCAUGGCCAAGACAACUUAGACAAGUUGGUGUAUUUACAAGCUGCGUUGUAUGAGUCAAUGAGGCUUUAUCCACCAGUUCCCUUCCAACGCAAGUCACCUAUAAAACCAGACUUGCUUCCAAGUGGGCACAAAGUGGAGGCAAACUCAACGAUCAUGAUCUUUCUUUACGCGUUGGGGAGGAUGAGAGCGGUUUGGGGAGAAGACGCAAUGGAGUUCAAGCCAGAGAGAUGGGUUUCACAGUCAGGAUGCUUGAGACAUGAGCCUUCUUUCAAGUUCUUAUCAUUUAACGCCGGUCCAAGAACAUGUCCUGGUAAGCAAUUAGCUCUGACUCUAAUCAAGACAGUGGCAGUGGAGAUAUUACAAAACUAUGAUAUUAAGGUUAUCAAAGGACAGAAGAUUGAGCCAGAUCCUGGUCUUAUAUUGUACAUGAAGCAUGGGCUUAGCGUCACAAUUACUAAGAGAUGUUCAGCUUGAGUUAAUUGAUGUACCAUUCCCUUAUUUUCCAAUGUAUUAAUAUCUAUCA
Messenger RNA from Brassica oleracea var. oleracea, 1728 nucleotides. RefSeq names its product alkane hydroxylase MAH1-like. The record is from RefSeq and is a predicted model, not a curated record. The coding region runs from base 156 to 1679 and encodes 507 amino acids. Gene Ontology annotation, molecular function: iron ion binding; heme binding; oxidoreductase activity, acting on paired donors, with incorporation or reduction of molecular oxygen. The transcript has a single exon. Lineage: Eukaryota; Viridiplantae; Streptophyta; Magnoliopsida; Brassicales; Brassicaceae.